AUGAAUAGCGGAGGUAUAGGUGCAAGAUUUGGUGUGAGUUCAGGUAGUACUGGUAGUAGUAGUGCAACAGGUAGUUAUGGUAGUUACAAAUCAGCAUCAUCAACAGGUGGAUCAAACAAUAGUUAUACUACAAUGAAUGUAGGAGGAGGAUUUAGUGGUGGUGGAGGUAGUAUGAGUGGCUUUGGAUCAAUGAUGAUUCCUCCACCUUCUAAAGCUGUUAGACCAUCGUUUGUGGCUACUGAAGGUACCUAUAAACUCAUCAAAGACAUACCUCCACCUCACAAGGAAAUGUCUAGAAGAAUAUCAAAGAUUUCAAUCAAGUUAUCAGCCUACACCGGUGAUCGUGCUGCAACUCCAUCUCCUUCAAUGUCUGGGUCAUCCUAUUCAUCAUUUGCAUCUUCAUAUGCUAGUUCACUAAGUGGAGGUGGUCAUUCUUCAACCAAAGGAGCACCUCCAAGUGGAAAUGAUACACUAUCUGGAACAACACCUCCAACAACAACAUCAACAUCAUCAUCGACAUCAACAUCAUCAAACAAAGACAAGAAUAUUAUUAAACCUCCACCAUCAUCAAAUGAACAAACACUAUAUCUAUCAUCAACUGUUGGUAAUGUAGCCACUCUUUAUCAUUUCUAUGAUGUUGAUAAAGAUAAAGCUGAAUAUCAUGUAAAAUUAACAUUAGAUAAAAUUAUACCAACAUGUCAAAAGAUGAAUCAAUUAAAGAGUCAAAGAGGGUUUCUUCAGAUGGUGUAUGGUACAGAGAAUGGAGACAUUUAUUAUUUUGAGGCGUCAGAUGUACCAGCUAUUUUCAACAAGGCAGGUAGAAUCAAUCAAUCUCGAUGCACGUCUAUUGAAUGGUUGCCUGGAAGCAACACAGAGUUUUUGGUUGCAUUUGCCAAUGGUGUUUUGUUUUAUGUUAAUAUUGCGCAACAGGCCGAGCCAAUUACUAUCAUGUCGGCUAGUUGCAACUCAUCCAUGUCAUCCAGUGCAAUGGGGUCAAAUAUACCACCUCUCAUCACCACAGCAACCACCCAGAGUGAUUACAGCGCAGAUCCAAACAAUGUAUACGGCUAUGACAACUCCAACUAUAUCAAGAUCAAUUCGGUUCAAUAUGUAUCGACCAAUGACCUAUUCUCACAAAAGUCAAUCACUGCUCUAUCAUUCUCUAGAUGUGGCAAGUAUUUGGCAGUGGUUGCAUUGGAUGGUCUAUUGACAGUAUACGAUUUCAAAAAGGUUGGAGGUCUAAGCGCCGUUAAAUUGGUCGCAUUUAAAAGUUAUUUUGGUGGAUUCCUCUGUGUCGAUUGGAGUCAUGAUGGAAACUAUUUGGUCACUGGAGGUGAAGAUGAUUACAUAUCUAUUUGGUCAUUCCAUGAAAAGUGUCUUGUUGCUCGUGGACAAGGUCACCAGUCAUGGGUUAGUUGUGUAAAAUUCGAUCCAUUUGCUCAAAUCAAUGGUAGUAACAUUUUAAAUUCAUCUUCGGCCGUUUUAUCAACCUCUAUGACAAGUAGUCUUAAUAAUAUGAAUCUUGCAAAUCAAAUUAAAGAUUCAACAACCACACUUCAAAACAAUAAUAAUAAUAAUAACAAUUAUUUUUAUAGAAUUGUAUCAGGUGGUGAAGAUACACGUCUUGUUCUAUGGGAUUUCUGUAAAGAAAAUUUACGUAAACCAAAGGUUAGUGGAGGACAACCUACUACUCAGCAACAACAACAACAACAACAACCACAAAAUGAUAUGGUUGUUGAGAGCAUUUCAAGAACCGUCGCACCAAUACUAUUACCAAUUGUAUCUCAUAGAGUGAAUCAACCAAUGUCUGAUUUGGUAGUCACACCAGAUUUCAUCAUUUCAGCAUCCGACCAAUUAUAUAUUUGGGGUAGACCUAGAAUUGAUAUCGACAAUAAAUCAACUGAGGCACCUCCUAUUACUCCACUAUCAUUUACCAAAAUGAAUAUGAAAUAUGAUCAUUUAAUGACAUCAUGUUAUCUUAAUUCAUCACAAUGUAAACAUUGGAUAUUUACAUCAGAGCAACUAGAAGACUAUAGAGGCAAUGCAAGGAAUCAAUUCACUCAACAAUACCUCAAACAGAGACCAGACCAAGAACAAGAUCAAGAAAAGAAUACAGCAUUUCUAACGAGGGAAGAAGAGAAAACAUUAUUGGCUCAUUAUAAAAAGAAGAUCAUAGAUAUAGGUCAUGCUUUAAACUUACCAGAUCAAGUGAUUUCAACGUCAAUUGUAUAUUUAAAUAGAUUCUAUUUAAAAAGAAGUUCAAUGGAGUAUAGUCCAAAGAUGGUAAUGAUAUGUUGUAUCUUUUUGGCAUGUAAAUCAGAAGAGAAUCAUAUCGAUAUUGAAUUCUACAGUAAAACUUUGAUGGUCGAGUCUAAAGACAUUGCUGAUUUGGAGUUGCCUACAUUGGAGGCACUUCGAUUCCAUCUACUUGUAUAUCACCCAUUCAGACCUCUCUAUGGAUAUCUUUUGGACAUUAAUGAUCUACAAUCUCAAUCAUCAACAUCAUCGUUGCCAUGGUUGAGCAAGGCAUCAUUUACACUUGAUCAAACCUAUGAAAAAUGUAAACCACUCAUCUUAAAGUCUAUCAUGAGCGAUUGUUGUUUUAUUUAUCAUCCUCAUGAAAUUGCAUUGGCUUGUCUUGAUUUGGCAUGGCCAGAAUUUAAAUCAUAUUUUGAACAUAAAUUCCAACAACAUAAAGAUAUCGAAAAGUUACUAUCAACAAUUAAUAUUAUCAAAGUAAGUUUAAAUUCUAUAUCAGAUACCCCAAUAGAUGUAGAAAUAGUUCGAAAGAUCGAUAAAAAAUUAAUAUUACUAAACAAAACAAAAAGAAAAGGUGAAGAAACAAAGAAAAAGAAACAAGCAUCAGUAAAGAAACAGAAAAAGGAGCCAACAACAACCGCAGCAACAGUGACAACACCAGUUCCAGCCAAUGGUGAUAAUAAUUCAGAUCCAAUUAUAAUUGAUAAUCCACCAUCCAAUUAA
Molecule: messenger RNA, 2982 nt
Organism: Cavenderia fasciculata
Lineage: Eukaryota; Evosea; Eumycetozoa; Acytosteliales; Cavenderiaceae
Exons: 7
Coding region: 1-2982 (993 amino acids)
Molecular function (GO): protein binding
Source: RefSeq, a predicted model, not a curated record